Messenger RNA from Phyllotreta striolata, 2432 nucleotides. The record is from the annotation of a GenBank genome assembly. NCBI's taxonomy places the organism in Eukaryota, Metazoa, Arthropoda, Insecta, Coleoptera, Chrysomelidae.
UUAAAGUGAGGAAGUGUAGGUUACAUUUAGUUAAAGUGGGACAGGAUAGAGACGAAAUUUACAAACAAAAUUACUCAUUUAACGGUAGUUUUAAACGAUCGAGUUAGAGUGAAAAAGGUUUUUUCCAGUAUAGCGAAGUGGGACGUUUUCGCAGCGAUCGAAGCGAUCGACGUUGGGACGGCCCAGCGCCAUAUUUGGCGUCGCGCGGCGCCUUAUAAGGCGUCCAGCGUCCUUAGAUGGUUCGUAUGGUGGUCCGGUAGAUCGGUAGAUCCCUCCUUCGAGGCGACGAGCGGCCCGCGUUUGACCGAACAGGACGAAUCGGGAUGGGUUUUGGACCGUCGCGUGGAAGUUUCGCGAUUUUAAACAGCGAUUCGGAUAAUAUGGAAAGUAAACUGAAGAAAUGGCGAACGAGACGAGACUUUCUGAAGCUCCUGCAGAGCAGAGAAUACAAAGCGGAGACCUCUCGAUAUCUGAACCACCACUCGCAAUUCACCGAUAGCUUGAUCAAACGCUUCGGCUUGGAACACGAACUCGAAGGGCACCAGGGCUGCGUUAAUUGCCUCGAAUGGACCCCGAACGGACAACACCUAGCAUCGGGAUCGGACGACACCAACGUGAUACUCUGGGACCCGUUUCGACACAAAAAACUAGAAGUCAUCCCUACGCAUCACAUAGGAAACAUAUUUUCUGUUAAAUUUAUAGGAACGAGCUGUAACGAAAUAGCCACAGCCUCGGGCGAUUGCCGCGUAAUGAUACAAUCCAUACAAACAGCCCUAGCGAAAGGCCUGCCGAUACUAGAAUGCAAUUGCCAUAUAAACAGAGUAAAACGAUUGGCCACCUCGCCGUCAGAGCCUACAUUGUUUUGGUCCGCUGCCGAAGACGGCCUCGUCAUCCAAUACGAUUUGAGGGAACCCCACGAAUGCUCCCCCUCGCAAACUAAAGUCUUGAUCGAUUUGUGCUACAAUUUCGGAGAGGUUAAAUGCAUCGCCAUCAAUCCCACGAAGCCCCAUUACAUGGCCGUCGGGGCCAACGAUUGCUUCGUGCGAUUGUACGAUCGAAGGAUGCUCAAACCGUACGUGUCUCGACAGAAAAGAGGUCCCUUGCAUCUGCUCAGCGAUCGGUUGGAUUCGAAGCCUAGCCCGGGGGAUUCGAAUUGCUGCCAAUACUACUCGCCGGGGCAUCUGGCGGUGGAGAAUUCCCAAUCGAAUAGCUUCAAAUUGGCCGUUACCAACGUGUCUUUCGACGCCACGGGCUCCGAGAUGCUUGCUAACGUAGGAGGAGAGCACAUUUACCUGUUCGACGUGAACAAAUCGAGGUAUAUCGAGGAGAUUAGAGCGCCGGCGGCGUCGCGACGCCCUCCGAGCGGCUCUAAAAGACGCGCCGGCGUGUGCUCGAAGUGCUGGACAGCGGAGAAGAACGGUUGUGUGAAUACGAGCAAAACGAAGUGGUUGUCAGAUGAUAAUUGCGUUUGUUUUUAUUUAGACAGGGCGUUCGAGUGCCUUCAAAGGAAAUGGCUGGGCGAUUUGUACAACGCCGCCCGCGAUUUUCUGCACGUGAUACGAACGUGGCCUAGCACCGUAUUAGCCUACGUGGGGCUCAUCGAGAGCCUGUUAGCCUUGAAUUGGGCCAAGGAGGCCCAACAAUGGUUGGAUUACUUCGAAACGUUGCCCAUCGUCUGCGACAAUCCCACUAUAAACUCGUUUCGAUUCAAAUUGGAGAAAUUGCUGGAGCAACCGGCGGUCGAGAAGGAGCCGAACGACGCCGAGGAGAACGAGCGGUUCCGAAGGAGGGUCGACGAAAUCGAGCAAAAGAAACGAUUGGAAUCGUUGGAUUUCGAGACGAGAUUCGUGGGACAUUGUAACAUAACGACGGACAUUAAAGAGGCCAAUUUCUUAGGCGCCGACGGCAAUUACAUUUGCGCCGGAUCCGACGACGGCAUCAUCUUCGUGUGGGAGAGAAAGAGAUGCGGAAUAGUGACGGCCGUGGUGGGAGACGUUUCCAUAGUGAAUUGCAUACAACCCCAUCCCAGCGCCUGCUUGAUCGCGUCGAGCGGCAUCGAUACGGGCGUGAAACUCUGGUCGCCCCUACCGGAACCGGACGACGAAUAUUUCGUGAAUCCCCGGGGAGUGUCUAACAUACCGGCGGUGGUUGAAGCGAAUCAACAUCGAAUGGCGAUGGAUCCGUUGGAAUCGAUGCUGAUCAAUAUGGGUUAUCGAUUAUCCGAUAUGCCGGUACCCAACGAAGUACCAUCCUGUCAAACUUCAUAAUCUAAUAUGAAUUAGAUUAGAAUGCUUUUUUAAUAUCGUCCAAUUUGGGAUGUAAUUAUUAUAUUAUUUUGUGUUUUUUUUUAAUACAAUUAUAUAUUUUAGUUUAUACACUGUUCUUUAUUCGCGAUUGCAACAUGGGCAUUUCUAUGAGUUGAACAAAGAAAG